Messenger RNA from Sander lucioperca (pikeperch), 1509 nucleotides. It is a transcript of the gene rps27.2, whose product is annotated as ribosomal protein S27, isoform 2. The record is from RefSeq and is a predicted model, not a curated record. The coding region runs from base 123 to 377 and encodes 84 amino acids. The transcript is spliced from 4 exons. Lineage: Eukaryota; Metazoa; Chordata; Actinopteri; Perciformes; Percidae. Gene Ontology annotation, biological process: translation; ribosomal small subunit assembly. Gene Ontology annotation, cellular component: ribosome; cytosolic small ribosomal subunit. Gene Ontology annotation, molecular function: structural constituent of ribosome; RNA binding.
UCCUCUAUGCUAAACCGUCUCUGAUAAUAUUUGUCUUCUUCUUCCUCCGGAUCUUUGCCCGUCAGCCCACGGUUUCCGGUGCGUCGUCAGUGAUUUUCCGGUGAGGUUCCCAGCACGCAGACAUGCCACUUGCAAAGGAUCUUUUGCUCCCGAGCUCUGAGGAGGAAAAGAGGAGACACAAGAAAAAACGCCUCGUUCAGAGUCCUAAUUCCUAUUUUAUGGAUGUCAAAUGUCCAGGUUGCUAUAAGAUCACCACAGUGUUCAGCCACGCUCAGACUGUAGUGCUGUGUGUCGGCUGUUCCACAGUCCUCUGCCAGCCUACAGGAGGGAAAGCUCGCCUUACAGAAGGAUGCUCAUUCAGGAGGAAACAGCACUAGUUUGACCAGAUGUGGUUGGACACAGUUGAGGAGGAGAAUGAACAGCGCUUGAUGGACAUCAAGUAACACUGCCAUGGAGCUGAUGAGGCAUUUAGGGAAAUGAAGAGCGGGAAAACAAAUCGUGUAAUAUAAGAAGUCUCUCUACAGAAUAUGCACAGAGAAAUGCUUGGUGUGAUUGAGAACCCCACCAACACCACAUCUUUAUUCAUUCAUCUCUCUUAAUAAACUUAGGUUUUUUUCUUUGGUAAAAUAAUCAUGCAUGAUUGUCAUCCAGUUUGUUCUUUUUACCUCAUGAAGGUUCUUAGGUGUCAUUUGUCUGGUAAAAGACUCUUGUCAGCUCAGGACUCCUUAAAAUGUGCUGGUAAAGAUCGGGGCAUUUGAGGACUCUGGUUUCCUCCAGGUGUACAGAUGUGGGGCCUCGACAGUUUGUGGCGAGUGAUUUGCAUUUGUUUGCAUUAUACCCUCAAUGAUUAAGCACAAACAAUUACAGGGAGGUGAGCGUGCACGAUGAUGCAGAUAUUGUCUACUAGUUGCUCUGCACUACAGAUGUAUGCAAGUUUCCUGUUAAAACAAGACCGGUUUUAGGAAGGAGACACACUGGCUGAAAUUGCAAAUUACAUCCAAUAAACUGUCCUUAACUACAGUUGUAUUAAGUUAAAGCUGCACUCAGUGUAAUUUAAUGUUAUUUGGUGUGUUAGGGCUGGUAAUUAAUUUGAAGGUAGAAAAUGAUGUCAGAUGUAUCAGACACUCUGAAUUAGGGUUGAUUCAGGGAAAGUCACCACUAACGCUGCUUUGGUUUCCUGGUGUAUGUAAAUCACAAAACACUGAUGUGAAACUAAAUGUCAUGAAUGGUUAUGGUUGUGACUUCAAAUGUGCUUACAAGCUUCCUGUGCAAAUGAUAAAUGUUGGAUGAAUUCUUGUGAAGUUGCAAAAAACAAUCCCACUGGCUCCCAGUUUACACAUAGCUGUAGUUUAGGCAUUAGGCUCUGGGUGACUGCAUUGAGUUGUACGUUGAUUGGAGAAAUAAAUUCAGCAGAGGGAGUGAAUGAUGACUUUGUUGUUGCUAUGGUGACAUUUUUCUUACUACUUGCUUGUAUAUUGGAUACGGCUUAAAAAUAAAAUGAUAAAUGAU